AUGGCGUAUGUAGCUCCAUAUCCAGCCGUAGAUCCUGGGCUUCAACAGCAUAUCGCUGCUCCGCCUGUCCCUGUCCUUGCAGCAGCUCCUAUCCCUACCCCUAUCCAUAAUACUAUCCCUGUUCCUGUUCCUGUUCCUGUGCCUAACUCUGUGCCGGCGCCGGCGCCUGUACUAGCGCCAGCGACCAAAGGAGAAGACUUGUAUGAGCGCGUUGGACAAGUUGGUGAAGGAACAUACGGCAAAGUAUAUAAAGCCCGGAACAAACAGACAGGAGAGUAUGUUGCGCUCAAAAGGAUUCGCAUGGAGGCUGAGAAGGAUGGGUUCCCUAUUACCGCGAUGCGAGAGAUUAAGUUGUUACAGUCCCUAAGUCAUCGCCAUGUUGUCAGUUUAAAGGAGCUUAUGGUAUCGAAAGGUGCGGUGUACAUGGUAUUUGAAUACAUGGACCACGAUCUAACGGGAAUUCUAGGGCAUCCUCAUCUAAAAUUCCGACCGGAACAUAUCAAGUGCUUAAUGAAGCAACUGCUUGAAGGCCUUGGGUUUUUGCAUCACAAGGGUGUCCUGCAUCGUGAUAUUAAAGGCUCCAAUCUGCUGGUGAACAAAUUGGGCGAACUCAAGUUGGCAGAUUUCGGACUUGCGCGCGUUUUUCAGAAGAAGACUAAACGAGAUUACACGAAUCGUGUCAUCACACUAUGGUACCGACCUCCAGAACUCAUUCUUGGAGCAACAGCUUAUGGGCCAGAGGUUGAUAUGUGGAGCGCUGGUUGUAUUAUGGUAGAGCUUUUUACUCGCAAGCCGAUAUUUCAGGGACACAAUGAGAUUACACAAUUGGAUAAUAUUUGGAAAACGAUGGGAACCCCCCAAAAAGAUACUUGGCCAGAUGUUGAUCAACUCCCGUGGUAUGAGUUGAUCAAGCACUUAAACUCUGAGGCGAGAACUUCAAAAUUCCGUGAGCUAUUUGGCAAGCUCAUGAGCCCAGCAGCUUUAGAUUUAGCCGAGGCUCUAUUAAGCCUCAAUCCUAAGCGCCGACCAACGGCUGUCGAGGCAUUGACCAACUUCGACUACUUUACCAAAGAAGAGCCUGCUGCAUGCACGCCAGAAGAAUUACCCAAGAUCGAAGGCGAUUGGCACGAGUAUGAGUCCAAGCAGCGAAAG
Messenger RNA from Lobosporangium transversale, 1152 nucleotides. RefSeq names its product kinase-like domain-containing protein. Gene Ontology annotation, cellular component: nucleus; cyclin/CDK positive transcription elongation factor complex. Gene Ontology annotation, molecular function: cyclin binding; cyclin-dependent protein serine/threonine kinase activity; ATP binding. Lineage: Eukaryota; Fungi; Mortierellomycota; Mortierellomycetes; Mortierellales; Mortierellaceae. Gene Ontology annotation, biological process: positive regulation of transcription elongation by RNA polymerase II; transcription elongation by RNA polymerase II; protein phosphorylation. The record is from RefSeq and is a predicted model, not a curated record. The annotation marks the transcript as partial. The transcript has 5 exons.